Messenger RNA from Passer montanus (Eurasian tree sparrow), 2357 nucleotides. RefSeq names its product formin-F-like. Lineage: Eukaryota; Metazoa; Chordata; Aves; Passeriformes; Passeridae. The transcript has 16 exons. The coding region runs from base 83 to 1750 and encodes 555 amino acids. The record is from RefSeq and is a predicted model, not a curated record.
GGAGAAGCAGGUGUGAUUCAUGAAUAAACUGCUCUUUGGCACCCUGUAGGAUACUGAUGAAACAAAUAGAAUUUCCCCAGACAUGGAUAAUACAAGAACAGCAGACACUUUUUCACAGUUAAGCCAGGAAAAAAUCCUCAAAAUCAUGAACAUGGUGAAGAAUAAAGAAGUGAGCAUUGAAGGAGCUCUGCAUCUGGCACAGAAGGAGGUGUAUGCUGGGAAGGAUGCCCAGGAUUUGUUAACUGGCUCCCAAUUUAACUUCAUUAUCUACAAAUACAAACACUACCGGUGGCAGAAACGGAUCCUGCAGCUUGAUUUCAGCACCAGGACCAUUUUCAACAUCGAGAAGGGCACAAUCAGGAAGCAGUUCCCCUUCUCCCAAGUGAAAGGCUGCGAGGACUCGGAGAGGAGGCGUUUCAGCAUCCUGUUCCACGGGAGGCAGCACUACGAGCUGGAGGCGGUGUCCCUGGAUGACAAAAGGAAGAUAAUCUACCUGCUGAGCAGAGUUAUUCAGAGCAAUUCUUGCAAGAGACCAGCAGAGUCCUGCCCUGGGAGAGCUGCAGGAUGUGAUGUGAUCCACGAAGGGCUGCUGGACCUGCAGCAGAACACCUUAACCUCCUCUGAAUGGGUGAAGUGCCUGGCAGAGCUGCGGGAAGGAGAACUGGCCUUGUACUGCCUGGGGCUGGGGGGCAGGAGCCCUGCAGCCACAAUUCCCCUGGCAGCUGUGAGCCUGGGGGAGGGCAGGGACAGUGCCUGCAGCACCUUCUCCCUGCACACCAGAGACCACCACUACCUGUGCCUGGCAGAGCUGCGGGAAGGAGAACUGGCCUUGUACUGCCUGGGGCUGGGGGACAUUUUUCUUAAAAGUUUCCGUAUAAAACCGAGUGAGCUGAAGGACAAACUCUUCAUCAUCCACGAGGAGAGUGGUGGGCUCACAGAUGAGCAGAUUACAGCGCUGAGAAGAUAUUUGCCCACACCCAAAGAUGCAGAAAGGUACCUGUCCUUCAAGGGGCCUUGCUCAGAGCUGCACGUGGUUGACCAGUUUAUGUUAGAGAUGUGUAAAAUCCCCCAGCUGGGCCAGAGGCUGGAUCUGCUGCUCAGCGUCCGUGAGCUCCCCGAGAGCAUCAGAGACCUGGAGCCCCUGAUCAUCCAGAACAUCCAAGCCAGCAAGCAGCUGCAGUCCAGCCCCAAGUUUGUUGCUGUCUUGGAGUACAUCUUAGCCAUGGGGAACCACCUGAAUGAAAAAGCUGGGAAAGAGGUGGCCAAAGGAUUCCGACUGUCAUCUCUGGCCAAACUCUCUCUGCUGAGGGGCAGGGACAGGACGUUCACCCUUCUGCACGCUCUGGUGGAACAGAUCCUCCUGCACCAGCCCGAGCUGGCCACCUUUCCUCAGGAGCUGACAGAGUUUGAGGCUGUUCCUGAUGCGUCCAUGAAGGGCCUCAGUGCUGAAGUUGAUGUUUUAAAAAAAGAACUGGAGAACCUUGUCCAGUGCAGGAGGCUCCUCAAACCCAAAGCAAGCAAGGCAACACCCCAGGAGUCCCAGUUCUGCAAGGAACUGAAGGAUUUAAUUCAGAAAUAUGAAGGGGAUCUCUCCCAGCUGUCAAAAAGAUGUGAGGAAAUGAAGAAGCUUUAUAGCAACGUACUGGUGAGGUUUGGGGAGCCAGCAGACCUGGACUCCCAGGAGCUCUUUGGGUGGAUCUCUUCCUUCCUCUGCGAGUUCAGGAAGGCGUGUGCUGAAGUCGCACCAUGAGAACACACAUUUUAUGGGCAGGUGAGGGAAGGAGGAGCCCAGGAAACAAUUUUUAAUUGGUUUUUUUCAUUGUUGAUAAGCAGCACCUUGCCAAGCUCAGCUGUGCAGCAGAACACCUUGAUUUUGAGAGACAUUCUAUUUCAAAUCUGUAAUUUUAUGUGGUAUUUAACCUGUAAUAUCCCAGGUCACUGAUGAGCCUCUCAAUUUUGUGCUUUUUACCUUGAGAUUCCCAUAUAUUGAAAAAAACCCUACUUUUGACCUUUUAUAAUUUCUCUUUUUAGUCUUUUCCUUUGAAUACCCCGACUUCUGACCCAGUUUUAAUUAUUAUUUCCAUUAUUCUGUAUGGUGAUCUAAUUUCUAAAGAAUACUUCACACAUUUUUAUAAUGAAAUGGGGAGCUGUUACCCACAGAGGAGAAUAUUUAAACAGAUUCUUGUUUAUUUUGUUAUUAAACAUUGCAAACUUACUAUGUAAUGAAGAAAGUAUCUGGCUGAGUGUUUUAUUUUGCUAUUUUGCCUUGUCCCCACUAAGCAGGAUGAAAAAGUAGUACUUUUUAUAGCAAAUGUCAUGUAUUUGCCAUAAAUGCUACAGGAAUUAAUCAAUAUAUA